AUGGACAGCUCUCCCGCCUCGCCUUUGGCCCCCAGGGAUCCCAGCUCCCCUGAAUCUUCGAUCGGCGAACAAAUCGCCACUCUACAGGCCCAGCUUGCCGCUCUGCAGGCCUCGCAACCCGCCGCCGCCGCAGCCGCCGCACCCCCGGCCGUCACCGUCGUGCCGGGGAACGCCGCCACCGCAUCCAAGGUCGUGUUUCCCAAGCACGCUCGUCUGGACGGCCCCAAGUCGUUCACCAACUGGUUGCGUCAACUCCGUCUUGCACUCCCGAACCAGGUUCGUGGUUACGUUCUCGACGGUGUCGUUCCCCCGACCUGGACCGCCGACCAGCUUGCCGCACGUGACGACGCCGCCCGGGAAAUCAUCGUUGGCUCUAUCGACUCCGCCGACGUAUCGGCCACCCUCGACGCCAUCCCCAGCGACGACCUGUCGGCACCGCGCAUCUUUGCCGCUCUCAAGGCUCGUUUUGCACCGGACGACGCUACACGCACUCUCGAGUUGUUCGCUCGCCUUUGGGACUUCAGGAAGAUGCCUGCCUCCGUCGAGGCCUACGACACUUGGCUACGCGAGUACAUGUCGAUUGCUCAGGAAAUACGCGACGCCAAAACAUCGCUCAACGACGUGCUCGCCACCCACGUGCUCGCCAUGGUCCCGUCUUGCCUCGACAGCUUCCGACUCACGUUCACGGACGAGCAGCGAAACCGACGCGACCUUCCCGAACUCACGACGCUUACGGACCGCAUUCGCAUCCAGCUUCGUUCGGCAGGACUCUCGACCUCGCAUUCGGCCAUGCUUGCCACCAGCUCCCCCUGCCCCGCCUGCCGCGCUCCCGGCUCGCUCUCCUUGCGGACGCCCGUCUGCCGGCCACCUUUUGGGAUGAAGCGGCUGCGUAUUUCGUUUAUUGCAAAAACAGGUGCUCACACUCAGCUUUGGCCAAACAGACUCCAGAAUCCGUUUGGAACGGCCAACGCACCACCGCCACCGCCCUCCACCCGUUCGGCUGCACAGCCUGGCUCACGGUCGCCCCGGACCUUCGCAGCAAGCUCGACCCCAAGGCCGCGCGCGUGAUCUUCACAGGUUACGACCUCGCCUCCAAAGCUUUCCGUUUCUUUGACCAUUCCAUCAACAAGAUUGUACUUGGUCGCAAUGCCACCUUCCUCGACGACGACUUCCCCGGCCUGCCAGUCACCACGCCCGUCGAUGCAGACGACACCGACCGUCAGUUCGUCGUUCCCGCCGACACGCCCGCCCCUGCCGUCAAGACGAGGACCCCACUAGUAAGGUCGGCGCACAUGGACGUCUCAUCCUCCCUUGAUGAUUCUGCCAUGAGCGCCGUUGACGUGGCCCCAGGGUACACUGGCGGAACCUUACUUAAUUCCACAGAUACCGAAUCGUCCUCGUCACCGUCUCCUGAGCCGUCCUCGUCACCGUCGCCCACAAACCCUUUGUCACCGUCGCCUGCGCUGUCACCGUCGUUGGCAGCGUCAUCGUCACCCUCGGUCUCACCGACCGACUCUGACUACUCCGCCGACCCUCUGGACCUCAUCGGCUCACAGACCCCGACUCGCCUUGGCCCACCGGACGUGCACCGCCCAGACUUCAGCACGUACCGUGAGCCCGCAUCGGCUGAGGAGUCGCCCGACGAACUCGACAUCAUUGGGCGUCACUCGCGCGAUGAAUCGCCGGAUGAAAUCGAUUUCCUCACCCAACACCACCGCGCCUUCAUCGCCACAGACGACGACGACCCCACCCUCGACGCCAUCGAGCCCGUCAAAUCGAUCACUAGCGACCCCCAGACCUGGCGCGAAGCAAUGUCCAGCGACGAGCACAACAUCUGGGCUGAGGCCGCCGCCGCCGAGUUCACCGCCAUGCGCGACGACUUCAAGGUGUUCACCAUCGAGCCUCGCUCAUCUGUACCGCCGGGCGCCACCAUCGUCACCUCCAAAUUCGUCUGGAAGACCAAGCGCAACGCAAGCGGUGAAGUCACGGGGCGGAAGGCACGUCUUGUAGCGCAGGGUAACCGACAGCGCGACGGCAUCGACUUCUCAGAAACCUUCGCACCCGUCGCCCGUUUCUCCUCCAUUCGCUGCCUCCUGGCUCUUGCCGCUGCCAAUGGCUACCACGUUCAUCAGGCCGACAUCGACAAGGCUUACCUCCACGGCGAGCUCGAUCAUGAUAUCUGGAUGACGACACCACGCGGUUUCGACUUCCCGAGCGAUAAGGUUCUCCGGCUGCGACGCUCAAUCUACGGUCUCAAGCAGGCCGGUCGCAUCUGGAAUCGUCACAUUGACACAUCACUCAGGAAUCUGGGGUACAAGGCAACAGGCACUGAUCACUGCAUUUACUCUCGCAUUGACGAUCAGCAGCGGCCUCACUAUAUCGCCUUGUAUGUCGACGACCUCCUCAUUGUCAGUCCAGCCCUCGACGAGAUCGAACGUGUCAUCUCCGGCCUUGAACAGCGGUACGGCGUCAAACGACUCGGCCCCGCGGAGUACAUCCUCGGAAUCCAAAUACGCCGCCUGGACGACGGUUCCAUUGCUCUAUCCCAGGAGCGCUACAUCAUGGACGUGCUGGCCCGUUUCCACUUCGACACCACGACACGCGGCACUACGGUGCCGAUGACGCCCGGCCUCUCGCUCACGGCAAUUCCGGGUCAGGGAACGGAGCGCAUUCGUUCGUGGUACCUACAGGCCAUCGGCUCCCUCCUCUACAUCUCCCUUGGCACUCGACCCGACAUUGCCUUCGCCGUCUCGUACCUGUCCCGGUUCGCCAACAACCCCGGCCGCCGCCAUUGGAUUGCCGUCAAACACGUCCUUCGCUACCUUCGCGCCACGUACCGCGAUGAGCUUCUCUAUGCCCGCGGCCCAGCAAAAGUCACGGGUGUGGUUGGUUAUUCUGAUGCGAACUGGGGCGCCUGCGUCGACACAUCCAUUUCAACGAUGGGCUACGUAUUUUACUUGGCAGGCGCCGCUGUCUCUUGGUCGUCGAAGCGUCAGACUCGGGUAGCGGAUUCCACCACUGAUGCCGAGUACCUGGCCUUGUCGCACGCGGGUAAGGAAGCGAUCUACCUUAACCAACUCCUCUCCGAGCUCCACGUUUGCCCAAUCGCUGCAGCUCACAUCUUCACCGACAACGAGGCCGCGGCCGCCGUCGCUCACGACCCCGUUCGCACCUCCGGCACCCGGCACAUUCGCCUCCGCGAGCAUUUUGUCCGUGACAUGGUCAAUCGAGGUGAUAUCUCUCUCUCACACGUUGGCACAGCAGACAUGGUUGCGGACGUAUUCACCAAAGCGCUAGGCCCCAAGAUUUUUGGUACACAUUGCUAUGCUCUAGGCCUCCGGACGCGACAUCCACGGCUCAAGUCUACCUCGCGUUCGCGUGGGGGGGGUGUGAGGAAUCCACUCUCCGCUCGGCUCAGGACUUAGGCGCGCGGAGCGAACCGGGCGCGGACUUAGGCGCGCGGAGUGAGCCGGGCGCCCCGGCCCAGGACUUAGGCGCGCGAAGCGAGCCUGGGACUUAGGCGCGCGGAGCGAGCCUGGGCCAUUGGCUCAGCCCCAGGCUCGCUGGCUGUGGACUUGGGGCGCGCGGGUCUCUUAUUGUUAGCUUCCUAUUCAUCACUCUUGGCUAUAACUACAUCGCUGACGUAGUAGAGUUGAUCGAAUAGGUAUGUUGAAAUGCAUUCAUCACUCUUGGCUAUAACUACAUCGCUGACGUAGUAGAGUUGAUCGAAUACCUUCGCCAUGACUAUGAGAAGGAGGCGGCUUGCGGUAGGUGCCACUUUGUGGGUCACGUGGGAACCUGCGGACUGGAUCAGGAGAGGAAGCGGAAGGAGGCUCACAACGGCAUCAUCAACAGCAACAAAAACACCAUCACCCACAACACCAACAUCGCGGAGGCCGAGGCCCCCAUUCCUGUGCUGGUUGUUAACAGGAUCGCAUCACAGAAUCACUUCGCCGGGCUCGAGGUCGAGGAGGGACAGGAGGAAGAGGUAACUGGCCAGGGCGAACAGGGACCGGAGGAAUCGGGGGAGGAAGACGCUGGUGAUAAGGCGGAUGACGAGGACUCGGAGGACUCGGAGAUGGAAUCGGAGGCGGCCGCGAAAACGGAGGUCAUCAAAAUUGAAAGCGAGGACGAGUCGGUCUUGGAGGACUGCAGCGGAUCCGAUGGAGAGGUGAUUGAUGAGAAUGAGGUGAUGGCGGAUGAAAGAGGUGAAACGGAAGGAGAGGUGGCUACGGAGAUGGAGGAAGAGGAGGUGGCGACGGAGGUGGGCGAUGUGGACGAAGCGAGGGGAUCGACGAAAGCGGAGAAUGCGGAAGCGACGGACUUAGGGGAAACGAACAGGCUGGACAAUGACGACGACAGCGACGCCACAGCAACCGCCGCCACCGCUUCCCGCGAAUCGACGCCGCAUGAACCAACCCCACCUCUGUCACCCGAAACUCUCGCCAAGUCGCUACGCGAGGGGGAGGAGUGGGACAGGAUCAGAGCUAACUGGGUUGAGCAGGCACGACUUGAGCGGGACCAAAGCAUCGAGAGGAGGCUCAACGCUGAAACCCCUCUGGUGCGUCACAACUUUGCCACGUGGGACGAGGACGGUGAGAUACGCUCCAUCAACAUCAGGGGGACCGCUGCGAAGUUCAAGAAGCAGGUGAUGAAGAGGUCGCAGACUGCGGCGGACCUCAGUGACCCAAGUGACGAACCGACCGACGCCAAGCGAGUCAUCAUCAAAGGGAAGAGCCGCGUCGUGGUGAAGGAUGGAAUAGAGGGGCGGAGGGUGACGAGGUCGAUGUCGGCGGCAGCGGCGAUGCAGGUCGAGGUGACGAAGGUGGACAGAGGGAAAGGAAGAGGGGUAGCUGAGGAAAAACGAUGGUCCGACCACGAGCCCGAGGACGAUGUCCUGCCCGCCCUUCCCCUCUUUGAGGACGUCACCACCGCCAAGAGCGCCUCGACCUCGACUACCCAUUAAUGAUCAAGCACACCAUCAUCACCUGGAACGUAAGAAGGGGCAUGGGGGUCCCGGAAAAACGACGUAAUAUCUACACCUACCUUUCCACAUUCAAAGCUUCCGCGAUUCUCUUACAAGAGCAUUUCAUCAGACCACAAUUCUGGCAGCUCAUCAAGGACGAGUACGAGGGCAAGCUCUUCAUCAACCAGCACUGCCUGACCCUGAUCCCGGCUGACUCGCCCCUGAUCGACGCCGAGCUCUUGCGCACCCACUCGGCACUCGACGGCCGGCUCCUCGUCACCUCCUUUCGUCUGCGGGGCGACAUCAAAAUUCUAGAAAUCAAUAACCUCUACGCGCCCGUUGACCCAAAACAACGAGCAAAAUUCUUCGACAAACUGAUCCUCCACAAAACACAGAAAUCCCACCUCCGACUCCUUGGCGGCGAUCUCAACAACUGCCCGCGCCCAGAAGUCGAUCGGCGGAACCAAAGUCGGCGCGGCCACCACUGGCCGAUUCUGAUGGGCAAGCUCGACUCGGCCUACACGGACUGCAUCCGCUACAAGCACCCCAUCACCCCAUCUUUCACUCGACCUAAUCCCAAUCGCAAGUGACCCAACUCCUUCUCCCGGCUUGACUACUUUCUCCUACAAAGAGCUCACCAAAAAAGGCUCGACCAGGCCUCGACGAUCUACGACUAUCCCAAGGAUCUUUCCGAUCACCAACCGGUCUUGAUCGUACUGGCUCUCUCAGACGAUCUUGAUGCGGCUCUCCCACAGCUCAGCCUACCUACCACAUCCAACCAACUACAUCGAAUCAAUACCACAACCUUCAAGACGGUGGAAUUUCAGCGGAUGAUGGAAGGAUGGUUGGAAGGGGCAAGCGGGGAGGAUCCGGUGCGAGAGCUUGAGGAGGUUCUGGAGGCGUGCAGGGACAGGGGUGGGGAGAUGGCGAGGAGGCUGCAUCGGGAGCGGACGGAACGGAUGGAGUAUUUGGUGGGGAGGGUGCAGGAUCUGGAGGCGUUACCGGUAUGGGGGGAGGCGGAAACGGCAGAAUGGACAAGGACGUCCGAGGAACUCAAGCGGGCGGUCGAGGAGCGCGCGCGCCUACUCCGGAUCCGAGCCCACGUCCCCGAGAUCGCUUCCGAGGAACGACUGUCGCGGCCGGUCCACGCCAAGCUCGCGGCGCGGAACUCGGACUCCAAGAUCACAGCACUGCGCUUGGGCAACGGAGAGCUAACGCAUGACAUUGAUGUCGCUCUUGACCACACGCAGGCGCAUUUCCAGCGCCUCUACCACAUCGAGCCUCGUGAUCCGGAACGCGUCGACCGACUUCGGGACGAACUCCUCGUGCCGAUCAGGGCGGCACGGACUUGCGACGACCCGCGCUCAGAUCCGCUCUUUCUGCGCCGACUCUCGGAAGCGCAGAUUGAUCUCCUCCAGCAACCCAUCACCGAGGACGAGGUCGUGGCCGCGAUCGGGACGACGCACCCGGGGCGAUCGCCGGGCCCGUCGGGCGUGCCUUACGAACUCUAUCAGACCGCACCGGAGGCGUGGUCCAAGGUGCUGACCAAGGCCUACAACGCGAUGAUCGAGCGCGGUUCACUCUCUCCCAAGCAGGGCCAGGGACUCGUGCGCCUCAUCUUCAAGCGCCACAAGAAGAAUGCCGAUCGCGCCGAACUCUCGUCGUAUCGCCCCAUCACCCUGCGCGAGUGCGAUUACAAGAUUUUUACCAAGGUCUACGUCGCCCGAUUGAACCAAAUUCUGCCCGAUCUCCUCCCGCCGCAGCAGCACGGCUUCGUCAAGGACCGCCGAUCGGCCGACGCUGCACUACACCUUCGUCUCCUGAUCGAGGAACUUGGCGCGCGCAGGACCGAGUUCCCCGCGGCCGCGCUCUUGUCUCUUGACCAAUCAUCCGCCUACGACCUCGUCGAGCAUGACUGGAUCUUUGCCAUUUUCGACGCUCUGGGCGUUCCUACCACCUUUCUUCGCGUGCUGAGGAUGCUCUACUCGGGUGACUCGACCUCGGCGCGCUACAUCAUCAAUGGGUUCCUGACGGCGCCGGUGCGACUGACGUGUGGGCUCGGCCAAGGGGACCCGGCGUCAUCGUCGGUCUGGGACAUCGUGUUUCAGCCGUUCCUGGAUGCUCUACACCGUCGAAACAUCGCGCUGAAUCUCUCCAUACCUGCACUUCAUCCGUACCCACAGAGCCGCGCCAUUACAUCACUUGCAUUUGCCGAUGACGUUGUCGUCGCCGUCGCGGGCUUGGAGUCACUCAACUUGCUCGAUGACCUGGCGCUCGACUGGAGGCAUGCAACGAAUGGCCGGCUCAACACGGACAAGAUGACAAGCGACGUCGGAGGGGAUGACGUCGUCUACACGCGUUGGUACGGGGGGGGGGAUUUCAGGAAGUGUCGGCUGUUGCGGCGGCAGUCGACAAGGGAGCAACCGAGGAGGGGAGUCGGUCGAAAGGCUCGCAGGAAAUCAAGUGUAACGGACUUAAUUCCCAAACGAUCGACAAGAAGAGGAGGGGCAACAAAAGAGAAGAGCGGACCAAGCUCCCAGGGAAAGGUGGUAAACUAA
Molecule: messenger RNA, 7524 nt
Organism: Microbotryum saponariae
Lineage: Eukaryota; Fungi; Basidiomycota; Microbotryomycetes; Microbotryales; Microbotryaceae
Source: the annotation of a GenBank genome assembly